UCCGGCUAAUGCAUCAUUAUAACCUCUUUUACGCAUGAAUACGCGUUUAAUCAGGGUUCAAUCGAGCCAGAGCAGACUUAGAAGAAGCUGCUGUUACUCCUCUGUAUGUAACUCUUUAUAUCUGAGUGAUUUCUGGAUGAAAUUGUGGUUGUGUUUACACACGCAGCGCGUUUGCGGAAAUGUGUACUUGUGCGUUCAGGGUUUGGUUCCAACAGCGUUACUGAAAACGCGUAAAUGAGCAGAAAUGCCGAGCAAAGAGCCGCUCAUCGAGACCCUGAAAGUGUGUAUUGUGAAUCUGCAAACCGAUGGUCCAGUGACUGACUCGAGUCCUCACCUGACAUCAUGCUGUGAGCUACUGGAGCUCAUACUGCGCAAAGGACUGCAACAGCCAGUACUGAGUUUGAAACACAGAGACUACUGGUGUUGUUUUGAGCAGUUACUGCACCACGAUACAUGUGGCAGCCUGGGUGCGAUCUCUUUAGCAGUACAGAGGACCACACCGUGCCCCAAACUUCUCAGCGAUCAGGGGCGAGGACGCUACUUCAUGAGACUAAUGCUGACCAGGAGAACUCUGGGAAAUGUAGUCAAGCACAUGCUGCAUACAGACAGAAUCAUGGAGUGGUACAGUCCUGACAUUUCUGUACUGAGGAAUGAGGAAUUAAUGGAGCCGUUUGUCUCUCUCUGUAUGGUUCUGUCUGAUAUGGAAUUCAAGCUGAACAUAGAGAACUGCAGCUUUCUGGAUGAGAGUUGGCUGCUUCCGGUGUGCGACACCUAUGAGGUCGUGCCGUGUCGAGAGUUGGGGAUCGUCCUCAGGUAUCUGGACAGGCGGGUGUUCGUGGUGGAGCUGCUCCCAGGUGGACAGGCUCAGGCGGACAUGUUUGCGGAGCCCGGUGAUAUCAUCGAUGAAAUUAAUGGCGUAUCGCUGAGGAAUUCCAGCAAUGGGCAGGCAAGUGUGGUGUUGUCCAGGCUGAAAGGUCGGCCUCUGUUCCUACGCCUGCUGCGCUGGAGAGCCGAGGACGGAGCUGCGUAUCGGCCCCUAUUGCCACUGUUACGCCGGCUCAAACAGGAAAAUCCCUCACUGGAGUUCGGCUCAACACGGCCAAAACCCUCAGGGCAAAACCACAGCCAGUGCCUCAAAGAAGGGCGGCUCCUGUACGGCGUUCAGCUGAUAGGAAGAACAAACAUAGGACUGUACGGAGGAAAGGAUGCUCUGCAGUAUGCCAUCCCCGUCGUACUGCAACAGAGUCAGAGCAGGAAGGAGGUGCUGUUGGAUGUGAAGGAGACUCACCUGACCUGCAUGGAUAAAUCCAGUAAACAGCAGCUUUUCCAGCACCACUUUCCCGAGAUCUCGUGCGUGGGGAGGUUCGGCCAGCCGGAUUACACCGUCUUUGCUUUCUGUGUGGUAGACACUGCAGUCAUGGGUUUCUGCUGUGUGGUUCUACAGGCAGCAUCCAGCGGCGAGUGUGAGGAGAUCGUCCACCGGAUAGCCGCUGGAUUUAAAAACACUGAAUGGUUCGUUUGAGGACGUAAAACUCUAUGUGUUGACCAAGUGUUGACUUAUACUGUACAGUGAAACUUGUAUAGUGUGUGAACCAUUUUAGCCAUGUGAUCUGUUUGAAUUUUAUAAAAAGUGUAACAGUAGUAAAAUAACGUUUGGUUAUUUAAUGCUUUUGUCUUUUUAGGAGCUAUAAAAAGUAGCACAGUAAUGAUGAUUUUUUAAGCGUCACAUUAACAUUACAUUACAUUAAGUAUUUAUUUUACUUAAUUGCCGAUCAAUACUUUAAUAUCUUCCAAAACCACAAGCGUUCAUAUUCAAGUUAAUAUGUUAAUACUUGUUCUGGCAAGACUUUUAUUUACUUCCACUCAUUCAGAAGCAUUAAUAUGGUCAAGGAGCGGAGUCUGUACAGACAGACAUGGUCUUUACUUUCUGAUGAAACUGGAGAAAGGUACUGUUUUAAUUGUUGUGGCGAAAAAGUAAUACUAAAGUAUUGAUCCGAUUCCAAUACCAACGUUGUUAUCGAUAAUAUUGAUAUUUGGAUCGAUCUGCCCACCCACACUACCCACCUCCUUUCACAAACAUGCUCCAAAUUUCCACUUGAUUUAAAUGAAUGUGACUGUGUUGCCUCUUGGAUUUUUUAAAAUAAUGCUGUUACUGACUACUGUAUAAUUGUCUAAAAGCAUUAAUGUAAAAUCACAGCAAUUCCUACAGUUCCAGCGUUCCAUACAAAUGUAUUUUAUUUUUUCUAUUCUAAUAUUGAGCAGGUUAACAAAUAAAUAAA
Molecule: messenger RNA, 2279 nt
Organism: Trichomycterus rosablanca
Lineage: Eukaryota; Metazoa; Chordata; Actinopteri; Siluriformes; Trichomycteridae
Exons: 16
Coding region: 245-1522 (425 amino acids)
Molecular function (GO): protein binding
Source: RefSeq, a predicted model, not a curated record